AUGUCGGGACCGGUGAUCGUUGUACACGGUGGUGCCGGGAGCAUACCGGAUAGUCGUGAUCAACAAAAGUUCGACGGGAUGUGCGCCGCAAUAAGAGCGGCCCAUUACGCCUACGAAACGACUUCGUCCAUAACGGAAGCGUGUCAAGCGGCCGUCGAAUGUAUGGAAGACGACGAGGCGUUCAACGCGGGACGCGGGUCGGUGUUGAAUCUUAAGGGUGAAAUCGAAAUGGAAGCGCUCUUCAUGGAAGGGAAAGACAUGAACGCCGGUAGGGAUAUUUUUUGAAAUUCGUGAAUACCUAUUUGUUUACAAUAAUACACAAGCAUCUAGUUCGGUACCUAUCUAUUUCUGUACAAUAAUACAGUAUAUUAUUCAAUUGUUUAAAUGUCAUGCAUUUAAUAUUUGUUUGCAGGUAGCGUUACCGGCGUGAAAAAUAUUGCGCAUCCCAUUGCGUUGGCCAGAAAAGUGAUGGAAAACACCCCUCACGUACUUUUAAUGGGCCAGAGCGCCAAUGAUUUUGCAGUGAAAUCAGGAUUCGAAGCAGUCCCGGAUGAUUAUCUGAUGACGAGCCAUGCGAAAAUAGCAUUGGACAACUUUUUGAAGUCGGGCAGUCAACCGAUAACAACAGAAAUCGGACAGUAAAUUUAAUUCGGAUAAAACUCGUUAGUAAGGAGAUUUAAUUGUUAUUUUUUAUGUAUGUAUAUUGGUAGAGGUAGUGUUGGUACUGUUGGUGCUAUCGGUAUGGAUGUUAAUGGACAUAUGGUUUCGUGUACAUCAACUGGAGGAAUAACUGGUAAAAUGGCUGGUAGAGUCGGCGAUACUCCUAUUCCGGGUGCAGGUGGUUACUGUAACAAUGAAGUGGGUACAAUUUCGACCACUGGUCAUGGGGACAGCAUAAUGCGCUACUGUUUGGCUAGCAAAAUAAUGCAUCAUUUGGAAAAUGGUUUGCGACCACAAACUUAGAUUACUUAGAAGAUGAUUUUAAUGUUAUUAUAAAUUACUUCAUCAAUAUUUAGGCAACGAUCCAAAUAUUGCAGCUCAGAAAGCUUGCGAGUCUAUGUCAUCACGUGUGGGUGGCAGUGCAGGAGCCAUUGUUAUUUCCAAAGAUGGAAAGAUUGGCAUUGGGUUUUCUUCUCCAAAAAUGGCUUGGGCAUUUUUAGAAAACAGAAUUAUACACUACGGAAUUAAACAUGGUCAACAUUUGACAACAGAUUUAUAA
Cinara cedri is the source of this 1219-nucleotide messenger RNA. The record is from the annotation of a GenBank genome assembly. NCBI's taxonomy places the organism in Eukaryota, Metazoa, Arthropoda, Insecta, Hemiptera, Aphididae.